Rhopalosiphum maidis (corn leaf aphid) is the source of this 624-nucleotide messenger RNA. RefSeq lists its product as uncharacterized. The record is from RefSeq and is a predicted model, not a curated record. NCBI's taxonomy places the organism in Eukaryota, Metazoa, Arthropoda, Insecta, Hemiptera, Aphididae. The coding region runs from base 43 to 624 and encodes 193 amino acids. The transcript is spliced from 3 exons.
UACUGCAAAUAUUCCAUACUGCAUCAAAUCAAAAGUUAAACGAUGUUCACAGCUAAACCGUAUGGUCAAAUCCUAGGCAAAGGGAUGACGAUAUUCAUCAUUAUACUGCUGAUCGGUAGUGGCCAAGGAAAAGAUCACAGAUGUCGUCGACCGGUUACAAAAAAUUGCAAUGCUUCAGAGUCGUAUAUCGAUGGCUGGAAAUAUACCGGUUGGUACUACCACACGGAGAUUAGAGCAUGCCGACCUUUGUAUACGCCGAAUGGAUGGCACACUUGCCCCGAAAACUAUGAUCUACCAAUGGCCAGGGAAAUGUGCGAAGACUUAUGUGCUGAACCGUGCAUGAGGAGUAACGGUGCGCCAGGUAUUUGCAUGUACAAUGAUAUAUGCACAAUUUCUUAUAGUCAAAAACCCCCCACAUACAAGCCAUGCAAUAGUGACAAAUUAAAUUGCUGUGUCAAAGAACCUGACAGUGGGAUGAAAUUCUUAUUCGAAAUUACGUAUGGUAAAAACGAGGUUGUCUAUAAAACAAUCCGCAAAGAUAUCAAUGAUCCAGGGUAUCGACAAGAAGGAUAUGGUUACAUUUACUCUCUACCAUAUCAAAUAAAUAAUAAAGGUAAACGCUAA